GCGCUGCGUUAGGUUGCGUGGGAGUGCCCCUGAAGUUGUCAAAGCUGCUGGAGAGGGGAAGAGAGGGAGAGGAGAAAAAAAAGUUAUAAAAGGAUGGAAAUCCAGCGAAUAAACUUCACGUAGUUCAUACACAGGCUGGGUGGACAGCAAACCUUCUCUGUGAUACGGACACACCUAGCUUUUUGCUCUCCGAUUCUUUGGUGAGAAGAAGAACAAGGUGGGAGUAAGAACGCAGAGGUCUUUGCCCAGCUGGACUGAGCAAAGCAGGAACAAUGAGGCCCUGAGGCCAGGCAGCCCAGAGGUGGCCACAAGUGUUAAUGCAGUUUCCGCCUUGGUUUGUAUUUACACAAUGCAGUGGUGCACGUGAUGGAAGAUGUCCUUCUCGGCUGUGAAUGGCUUGGAUGCUGGCCAUGAAGAUGACAAAGAGGCGACGGAGUCUAUGCCGGAGGAGAGUAUAGACUGCGCACAGUAUGAGGUGAAGCAGGAGUAUGAGACGGAGGAGGUUCGUGACCCAGCCACCAACGACUACAAUGGUUCAUUCUCCUCUGAAUCUGAGUGCCUAGUUUAUAUCGGUGGGGAUGAGCCCAUGAUAAAGCGCAAGAAGGGCCCAGCCCCGAAGAUGCUGGGCAACGAGGUGUGCAGCGUCUGUGGGGACAAGGCGUCGGGAUUCCACUACAACGUGCUGAGCUGCGAGGGCUGCAAGGGCUUCUUUCGCCGCAGUGUCAUCAAGAACGCGCAGUACACCUGCAAAAGCAGCGGCAAGUGCGAGAUGGACAUGUACAUGCGCAGGAAGUGCCAGGAAUGCCGGCUACGGAAAUGCCGGGAGGCUGGAAUGAGGGAACACUGCGUCCUGUCGGAAGAGCAGAUCCGCAGCAAGAAGCAGAAGAAGCGGGAGGAGGACCUGGCGCAGGCGGUGCUGGCGGCAGCGGAGGACUCGCCCGUGAGCGUGGACGUGGUACGGCUAACGCCGGAGCAGGAGGCGAUGAUUCAGCAGCUGGUGGCCGCCCAGCAGCAGUGUAACAAGCGGUCGUUCAGUGACCAGCCCAAAGUCACGCCUUGGCCACAGAGCAACGACCCCCAUAACCGGGAAACCCGGCAGCAACGCUUCGCACACUUCACGGAGCUGGCCAUCAUUUCAGUCCAGGAGAUCGUUGACUUUGCCAAACAGAUCCCGGGCUUCCUUGACCUCUCACGGGAGGACCAGAUUGCACUACUGAAGGCGUCCACAAUUGAGAUCAUGUUGCUGGAGACGGCGCGGCGAUACAACCACGAGACGGAAUGCAUCACGUUCCUCAAGGACUUCACGUACAGCAAGGACGACUUUGCACGAGCCGGGCUGCAGUUUGGGUUCAUUAACCCGAUCUUCGAGUUCUCGAAGGGCAUGAGGAAGCUGCAGCUGGACGACGCUGAGUAUGCGCUGCUUAUCGCCAUCAACAUCUUCUCUGCAGAUCGGCCCAAUGUUCAAGACCACGAGUUGGUGGAGAGACUCCAGCAGCCAUACGUCGAAGCACUUCAUUCGUACUUGCAGAUCAAGCGACCAAAGGACCACCUGAUGUUCCCUCGCAUGCUGAUGAAGCUGGUCAGCCUCCGGACGCUGAGCAGUGUCCACUCUGAGCAAGUCUUUGCCCUCAGGCUGCAGGACAAGAAGCUGCCACCCCUGCUCUCCGAGAUCUGGGAUGUUCACGAGUGAAAGAGGACAAUGCUGUGAGCUGGAGUGGAGAGGAGGGCAGCGGAUGUUUCUUUCCAAAACUAGAAAUGGAACUGAGAAAGAUAUAUUAAAAAAAAUAGCCUGGCUUUUUUUAAAAAAAACUAAAAUCGAAAAGGAAAAAAUUACAAGACGGUCUGACCAACAUGGGGGAAGGGGAGGAUUGUUGAACUCUCACAACUAUUGAACUCACAUUGUGAACACAGGACACGAUGGUUGAAUGGGGUGGAGGUGUCCAUCACUGCACUUACUGAACUGAGCUCCAAUCCUCCCCAGAGCAGGGGUAUCGUUGCCCCUCUCAACUACCGUUGUUUAACGUGCAUUGUUUGUCAAGUCCCGCCCCAGAAAAAUUUUAACUGAUUAUUUGGGAGAUAUGUUUUGCCCAAUAAUAUAUAUGUGAAAUAAUGUUUUUUUUAAUGAGCUAAUUUUCAAUUUAGAUCAAACUCAAUCCGGAACUCGACAUUGGUUGUAUGUGAGUGUGUUUGUGUGUGUGUGUGUGUGUGUGUGUGUGUGUCUUAAGUAACCAUGUGUGUGAGAGAGAGAGAUUCUGUGUGUGAGAAAGACUGUGUGAGAGAGACUCUGUGUGUGUGUGUGUGUGUGUGUGUGAGAGAGAGAGAAAGACUGUGUGUGUAUGUGUGUGAGAGAGAGACUCUGUGUGUGAGACAGAGACUGUGUGUGUGUGUGUGAGAGAGAGAGAGACUCUGUGUGUGUGUGUGUGAGAGAGAGGGAGACUCUGUGUGUGUGUGUGUGAGAGAGAGGGAGAGAGAGACUUAAGUUACCGUGUGUGAGAGAGAGAGACUGAGAGAGAGAGAGACUGUGUGUGUGUGUGUGUGAGACUUAAGUUAUCGUGUGUGUGAGAGAGAGAGAGAGAGAGACUCUGUAUGUGUGUGUGUGUCUGAGAGAGAGAGAGAGAGAGAGACUGUGUGAAAGAGAGACUCUAUGUGUGUGUGAGAGAGAUUUGCAUGUGUAAGUAUUUUCUCCUGCAAGUUUGGUCUGAGCUCUAUGAAGGGAAUAGAUGUACAUCAGCCUAUGUAUUACAGAGAAGAAACCUAUUUAGUUUUAUAACAGACGUAAGCACUACACCCUGUUGGUAUUGAUAGCUGAAGCAAUGAAUUGUUGAUCAGUGGUGCGUCUCCCAGGAGUCUGAUAAUCGGAUAUUCACUGCUUGUUGUGUUACUGGGGCAUGAAAGUCAUUUUCUCUCAAGGAAUCAACCUAAUCAGGGGCCUGUGGAUGUAGAUGUUUUGUGUUUUUCUUGCUUAGAUAUCCAUGAUACCUAGGACGGUGUGCAUUUGGCCAAUAAACCAGAUCACCAGUG
Hypanus sabinus (Atlantic stingray) is the source of this 3021-nucleotide messenger RNA. It is a transcript of the gene nr1h3, whose product is annotated as nuclear receptor subfamily 1, group H, member 3. The coding region runs from base 374 to 1690 and encodes 438 amino acids. Gene Ontology annotation, biological process: negative regulation of transcription by RNA polymerase II; cell differentiation; positive regulation of transcription by RNA polymerase II. The transcript has 11 exons. Lineage: Eukaryota; Metazoa; Chordata; Chondrichthyes; Myliobatiformes; Dasyatidae. The record is from RefSeq and is a predicted model, not a curated record. Gene Ontology annotation, molecular function: RNA polymerase II cis-regulatory region sequence-specific DNA binding; zinc ion binding; nuclear receptor activity.